GUCCUGCAUGGGCCUUGAUCCAACAGAACUGUAUAGUGCCUCCUUGUGUGAUUUGGUGGAUUUUCACCUUCCAUAAUAAAAUCUUUCAAGAGGACUCUUCACCUGUUAUACUUACUUUACUCUUUAUUACUAUACACCUAUUGAAAAUAAUUAAUUAUUAGGCUUAAGCAUCUGCUCUUGAUUAAUUUAUUCUAAGCCUUAUUUAUUACACGGAACCAUGCUUAAAAGGUUCUUCCACACGUACCUAUUGAACCUUUUAAGCAUCAGCAACUACUCUUAAAAAUAUAUUGACAACUUCUAGAAAAAUAAAUAAAUUCCAAUGACAAAUAUUCUUAUGUCAAACAUAACACUUCAAACAGAAUGUAGGUAAAACAAGUAUAAUAAUCGAUUUAGAUUUCACCUUAAAACCAUUGAACAUGUAAUCUUUACAAAAUUCCUAUAAUUACCACUAUGACCGCGGACCAAACAACCUCUUCUGGGCAAGGUUUUAGCAAAUAACAUGACUGACAGUUUUCCACUCUAAAAAUACCAACCUCCCAACCAACCAACCAACCAUCCAAUCCCAAACCAAUAGGAACCUAAAAACAUCCAACAGAAACCCGUUGCCGAUCGCAAAAAUGGCUUGUUGCUGUCAAUCCUGCAAAAAUAAAUCUUCAUCCAGCUGCCUCGGCCGAUGCGACCUGCCGAAGCACAGAUGCCUGGAAAAAGAGGAGGUCAAGCCUGGACCCGUGCCCAAACAUAUGGGGUGGAUGUACUGCGCUAAAUCUUCUCCUCGGUUUCAGCAAAGAUGUGGCUGGCGUCCUGGCCACAUUUCCUGCACAGUCCUUCGCCGAAUCGAAGCUCACAACGGCUCUCGAGAGACCUGCGCAAUUUGCCCUUCGAGAUGCUCAACAAGACCUUGCCCAUCUAGAUGCUCAUCCAGACCUAUCUGCUCCCGUCCUUGCUCCAGAGCAUGUCUCUACAAGAGUUGCUCAAGAGCCUGCUCCAGACCUUGCCUCAAACCCUGCUUCCCGCCGCCUUCUUCUUGCUCUGGACCAACUUGCCCACCUGGAAUGCCUCUAAUCAGGAUCGUAAGACACGGAGGCAAAUACAAAAUAUGCACGAAGCCUUCCAACCUCGACAAUUCGCCUUCCGGCCCGUAUCCUCUUAAAUACGUACUGAAUGCGGACGCCAACACUUCUUCGACUACGAAAUUCAGCAUCGAGGCCAAAUUUAACGAUUAUCAAUAUGAUUACACGAGUUCGCAGACUUCGUUUAUAUUAGACUUCUCUCCGCCGCCGACGUCGUGCGCCAGACCUUGCCCGAAGAGGAGUAUUUUAUGCAUGUUUGGAAAGUGCGCCAAUUCCUGGCCCCCUGCCAUGAGUGAUGAAAAUGAACCUAAAGUAUCUAAACCCCUACAAAACGAACCUAAUAAAUACAAAGCAGGUCCUGCCGUCCGCACCACCCCCAAAAGUGGCACCACUAAAAAGGUAGCCAGUGAUGACAAUUGUUGUGUGUCGGACUACGCUUCCAACACUGGCGCCACCAAACGUGAUUCUAGUGCUGACAAUUGUGUUGCAGACUACAACAAUGCGAAAGUAAAAUAGAUACUUUAGGUUAGGUAACAACAAUUUAUGUAACUGUAACAUCCUUUUCAUUAGAUUUCUAAUACAUCGAG
Messenger RNA from Cydia pomonella (codling moth), 1657 nucleotides. RefSeq lists its product as uncharacterized. Lineage: Eukaryota; Metazoa; Arthropoda; Insecta; Lepidoptera; Tortricidae. The coding region runs from base 618 to 1586 and encodes 322 amino acids. The record is from RefSeq and is a predicted model, not a curated record. The transcript has 3 exons.